AUGGAUCAGAUUCUGGAAGGAACUUCUGGUAUUAGUUGUAUCCUAGAUGAUAUGAUUGUGACGGGUAAAGGCGACGCAGAGCAUAUGGCUAACCUGCAGGAGGUCCUUCGACGGCUGCACCACCAUGGGUUAAGAGCCAAUAAAUCCAAGUGUGAGUUCUUCAAAGAAAAGAUCACGUUCUUUGGCCACGACAUUAAUAGUGAAGGCCUGCACAAGACCACCGACAAGACAGCUGCAAUGGUGAAUGCCCCUCGCCCCCAGAGUGUUGCAGAGGUACGCUCCUUCCUGGGAUUGGUGAAUUAUUACCACAAAUUCCUGCCAAACCUUGCUACAAUCCUGCAUCCUUUGAACCAAAUGCUGGAAAGUAACUACCAAUGGAACUGGACAGAUCAAUACGAAGAAGCCUUUUGCAAAGUUAAAGCAAUGAUUGUUUCAGAUCUGGUGCUUACACAUUAUGAUCCUAUAACCUUCCCUUACAACUGGCUUGUGAUGCUUCACCUGUAG
This is a messenger RNA of Paramuricea clavata, 504 nucleotides long. The record is from the annotation of a GenBank genome assembly. NCBI's taxonomy places the organism in Eukaryota, Metazoa, Cnidaria, Anthozoa, Malacalcyonacea, Plexauridae.